AAAAAAGACUUGCCAUCCAAAAACCCUACCCUCUCCUUUACAUAAUUUCCCCUUUACCUUCUCUCUCCACUUCUUCCUCAUAUCAAAUAUCAUAUAGUCAGCAAAUAAGCUUAUCUUAGUACAAGGAAAUUUAUAUGGAGGAAAACAUGGAGGCUAGCGGCUCUGAGGAUCAAACAAAGUCCUGCCCACGGGGCCACUGGCGACCUGGCGAGGAUGAGAAGCUGAGGCAGCUCGUUGAGCAGUAUGGCCCUCAGAACUGGAACUCUAUCGCGGAGAAGCUCCAAGGACGAUCAGGGAAAAGCUGUAGAUUGAGAUGGUUCAACCAACUAGACCCAAGAAUCAACAGAAAACCCUUCACUGAGGAAGAAGAAGAUAGACUCCUCGCAGCUCAUCGAGUCCACGGCAACAAGUGGGCCCACAUCGCCAGGCUGUUCCCUGGCCGGACUGACAAUGCAGUCAAGAAUCACUGGCAUGUCAUCAUGGCUCGUCGCCAGAGAGAACGAUCGAGGCAACUUGGCAAAAGUAGUAGAAGUAGUAGUAUUUAUGACCCAACUUCAGUGCAUCAAGAAAGAAAUCAUAUUUCAAAUCACAGGAUGUUCGAGUUUAGAAACCCUUUGAAGGGUUUCGCCCCUUCGAGUUCUUCUCAGUUCUCUUGGGGGUUUCCAAGCUCUUCUCAGUUCUCUGAUCGCCUCCCUUAUUAUCAUCGUUAUCGUGGUUUAGGCUCUGCAAGUCCAUUCUCUAUUGGCUUCUCAUUUGUAGAUGAUGAGUGCAAAUUUGUGAAAAUUGGGGAUAAUUCUAAUGAAGUAAUGAUGAAACAUGAAGAUAAUGAAUCCUUGAAGAAGGAUGUGCCUUUCAUCGACUUCUUGGGUGUAGAAAAUCGCUAGGUGGAUGGUAAUGUAUUUUAGGAAGGUUGAGGAUAUGAAUAUUUAUGCAUAUGUACAUCACAAAAAUGCAAAUUUCAGAUGCAUCACCAAGAUAUGUGAUCAUUGUUUUUGUUUUAGAUCAUGUAGUAAAUUUUAUUCAAUAAGUUU
Asparagus officinalis (garden asparagus) is the source of this 1031-nucleotide messenger RNA. RefSeq names its product transcription factor MYB52-like. NCBI's taxonomy places the organism in Eukaryota, Viridiplantae, Streptophyta, Magnoliopsida, Asparagales, Asparagaceae. The coding region runs from base 135 to 884 and encodes 249 amino acids. Gene Ontology annotation, molecular function: RNA polymerase II cis-regulatory region sequence-specific DNA binding; DNA-binding transcription factor activity, RNA polymerase II-specific. The transcript has 2 exons. Gene Ontology annotation, cellular component: nucleus. The record is from RefSeq and is a predicted model, not a curated record. Gene Ontology annotation, biological process: regulation of DNA-templated transcription.